Messenger RNA from Cryptosporidium muris RN66, 327 nucleotides. RefSeq lists its product as uncharacterized. The transcript has a single exon. Lineage: Eukaryota; Apicomplexa; Conoidasida; Eucoccidiorida; Cryptosporidiidae. The coding region runs from base 1 to 327 and encodes 108 amino acids. The record is from RefSeq and is a predicted model, not a curated record.
AUGGUAUCAAAUGAUAUAAACGAGGAAUUUUCCAUAUUACAAAAUAUGAAUCCAGAAAAUAAGGGACUCUUAUCAAAAUAUACUGAUAACAUUUCAACAGCUAUAUUAAUUAAUGGUAUAUCUAAAUGGAUAAUUAUUUAUAGCCUUUAUCAUUAUAAUUAUGCAUAUGAUAUAUUAAAAACUAUUAUAGAUACAGAUGAUAUUUGUGAAUAUACAAUAAUAUUUUUAUUAUCAAUAUUUGUACCAACAUAUAUAUUCUCAUCAGGAUAUAUAUUAGCUGCUAAUAUUGAAGUAAAAGCAUUUAAAAAUGAGUUUAAUUUAGAUUAA